AAGUUAGCAAACCUGCUUCACCGUCGACUAUCGUUGAAACUACGGUUAGGUCUCAUUUCUUAUUCUCUUACACCUGCACACACAUACUCGUCGAUCUGCAAACCUUGAGUUCGUUAACAGACCUCAUCCGGUUAUUCGCUUUCCGGUGAAAUGGAGAACCCUGUAGCAAAUCAACUGCCAGAAGCAGAUUCAUUGCCUGAUGGAUUUGUUGAUAGCUCCGCAGAACCGCUGACCUCUUCGCCCGCAACACCAAAUCAAGAAAGUGAAGUCGCUGAUUAUAAAGAGGAAAAACUAAUCGAAGUUGAUUCAAGGCCCAAUUUGAUAGUGGAUGACUUUCAGUCAUGUGAAGGUGACAAUGGAAAUGCUGACCGAACAAGAACAUUCCCUGUAGAACUAAUCGAAGAUGCUAGUUGUGAUGCACCGAAGUUGUUAAAAACGCCUGUAGAGGUUUGUAAAGAUGUGAGUCAUUCGGGAUCACCAGAUUCUGUUUUAGAAAAUGUGGUACGGAAAUCAGAACCUAAAAUGGCUCCUUCAACUGAUGGAAAAAAGCAUGCGGAAAAACCAACUGAGCAAGGAGUGGCAACGCAAGCUGCCCGUGUACAAGGAACAUCUGAAAUAAAACGUAAAAGUGCAAAGCGUACAUUCAAGACAGAAAAGGAAUUUUUCGAGUUCACUUUGUGUUAUCAGAAAGUUCUUUCCGAAAGAGAUGCAGCAAUUUCAAUGAGAGAUAAACUUGAGUCAUUGUGUAGGGAGCUACAACAUCAAAACAAGAUGUUAAUGGAUGAGUGCAAAAGAGUAUCAUCAGAAAGUCAAAACUUAAGACUAGAGCUAUCCAACAAGUUUCAGAAAGCAAUAAAGGAUGUUACCAGUAAGCUGGAAGAGCAAAGGGACGACAGUUUGACUCAACUGAAGGAGAAUGAAAUGUUAAGAAACCAAUUAAAGCAAAAGGAAGCUCAAAUCGCGCUUACUGAGCAACAGCAUGCUCACCAGUUGAAGCAGAAAACUCUAGAACUCCAAAUUGCAGAUCUGAAGAUCCAGCAACAUGAAGAAAAUUUAGCUAAGGAACAGUCACAGAUGAAGAUGUAUGCAGAACAAGUGUCACAGUUGUUGGCAACAGAAAAGAAUUUACGGUUACAGUUAACUGCUGACGGUGAAAAGUUCCAGCAAUUCCAGGAUGCAUUAGUGAAGAGCAAUGAGGUUUUUGAAACGUUUAAGCAAGAAAUUGAAAAGAUGACGAAAUCAAUAAAGGAACUCAAAAAGGAAAACUCCUUUCUAAAGGGCAAAACCGAAAAGUCGGACUUCACUCUCGUGAAACUAGUGGAGGAGCGCGAACACAUGAAAAAGCAACUGGAGAAAACCAAGAAUCAAAAAGAAAAACUCGAAUCGUUAUGCAGAUCACUUCAAGCAGAGAGGAAGCAGAAUUCAAGUAGUCAAAACACUGAUUCAGUCCCUGUUUAAACCCCACAACAUUCCGACACUGCUAAACUUACAUGUGAGGUUUCGCUUUGCCAAUCUAGUCAAGCUUUCUGCUUCUGGUAUUUGAAUAUGUAGUGGGAUCAGAAACUGGCAAGAUGAGUGAGCCAAAACAUUUUUUGCUUAGUAAUGAAUCUUGAUGCAAACUGUUAAUCAUGAUGGAACUCAUUUGAAAUCAUUGUUUUGUGUUGAAUUUAAAGCAAGUUCCUCAACUGACAAAACUAAUAUCUAUGCUGGCCUGCAUCUUUGUUGGUUUUGUGAA
This is a messenger RNA of Helianthus annuus (common sunflower), 1735 nucleotides long. RefSeq names its product beta-taxilin. Lineage: Eukaryota; Viridiplantae; Streptophyta; Magnoliopsida; Asterales; Asteraceae. The coding region runs from base 151 to 1458 and encodes 435 amino acids. Gene Ontology annotation, molecular function: syntaxin binding. The transcript is spliced from 11 exons. The record is from RefSeq and is a predicted model, not a curated record.